Messenger RNA from Tachysurus vachellii, 1536 nucleotides. RefSeq names its product platelet-derived growth factor receptor-like (gene pdgfrl). The record is from RefSeq and is a predicted model, not a curated record. The coding region runs from base 109 to 1215 and encodes 368 amino acids. The transcript has 6 exons. Lineage: Eukaryota; Metazoa; Chordata; Actinopteri; Siluriformes; Bagridae.
UUUUGUGAUGAUUAAUCCCACAGUGCUACAGAGACAGUCAGUGUUUGCAGAGUUUUAGAGCUGCCCUCUGGUACUCCUGUGAAACUGGUAUCUCUGUAACAGUUCACUAUGAAGCUCUGGAUACUUCUCUUAUUAUCACUACUCCUGCUGGAGAUCCAAAAUGGUGCGAGUCAACAUACCAAGAAUAAGAAAGAUGCCAGUCUCAGAACAGGGCGAAAGAGGGUCAAGGGGCGCAACCCCAAAGUAAAAGACAAAGAGGUAGAUGGAAAACUUCAGUCCAUUCUCACUCAGGUUCUGGACAAAGGACGCUUCCUUCGUCUUGGUGACAGUGUAAUCUUGAAUUCUGGAAAAACAUUGGAACUAAGGUGCAAAGGAUCCAAGAUUGACUGGAGAUACCCAUCUUAUCUGGACACUUUUAAUGAUUCCCGUCUCAGCAUUAACCAGAACGAGAAGUUUAGCCAGUUGACCCUGACAUCACCCUCUGCUGCUGAUACGGGAGAGUACAGCUGCUGGGUGAUACUCUGUGAUGGACAGGAGUGUGAUAAGGACCCGGAUCGCAUCUCCACCUCCUACAUAUUCUUUACAGACAAAGAUGAGUUAUUUGUUCCAUCAACCAUCCACUUUGAGAUUGUGUUCCUGCGGCCUGAUAAACCUGCAGUAGUGCCUUGCCGAGUCACGACGCCUAAGACAACAGUGUCCCUACACAGGGAAAUGCCUCCGGAGGAAAUACAGGUUGAUGGGAAACUCAUCUCCUACAAUCCUACCAAAGGUUUUAUCCUGCAAAACCCUGGACUUGAGCACAUGGGGGCCUUUUACUGCAAGGCUAAGAGCGCCACAAAAAACACACCACAGGUCUCCACUAAGUACCAGCUGCUUUAUGUUGAAGUACCUAGUGGUCCUCCAUAUGCGACUAUUCAGGCUUCCUCUUAUGAAGUGAGGGGAGGAGAUGUCUUUGAUGUCACCUGUACAGUUCUGGGUGAGCCUGAGAUGAAUGUUAAGUUCAGCUGGACCUAUCCUGGACAGGGCCAGAGGCCUGUGAGUAUUCAGGCAUCACAUAGGCUGGUAAACAGAGGUGCGGGUCAAAUCAUGCGCGUUUCCCAGAGUAUCAUGACUGUGGAUGAUGUGGAGACUAUCGAUUAUGGGAACUACAUAUGCACAGCCAAAAACAAUCAUGGAGAGACAUCUGUGGCCACACAAGUGAACUCGUAUCAUUAGACCAUUAGAUGGCACUAAACCUGGACUCUUUACACCACUGGCAUCUUGCUGCUUGUUUGUAUUGAUGCCUUCUUGAGAAGAAAAGACUGUUAUCAUGGCAGUGGAGUGAAGGAUGCAAGAUGUCUAAUGUGUGAAUACCUUUUACUGGUUUCCUGCUAUUGUCAUAUUACCUGCAAAUGCUUCAUAUGGAGAAAACAGCUCCAGUAAAUACUCGUCAAAGUGUUUACUUAAAUCUGUGUAUUGUUUUUUUUUUAAUGUUAAUCAUUAUCUGUACCUCAAUAUUAACAUGGCCUUGCAUUGCUGGGAGUGAAAAUAAAAGAA